Messenger RNA from Dreissena polymorpha, 6455 nucleotides. RefSeq names its product protein N-lysine methyltransferase METTL21D-like. NCBI's taxonomy places the organism in Eukaryota, Metazoa, Mollusca, Bivalvia, Myida, Dreissenidae. The transcript is spliced from 6 exons. Gene Ontology annotation, biological process: peptidyl-lysine methylation. The record is from RefSeq and is a predicted model, not a curated record. Gene Ontology annotation, molecular function: protein-lysine N-methyltransferase activity. Gene Ontology annotation, cellular component: cytosol; cytoplasm. Bases 94 to 750 code for a protein of 218 amino acids.
CCCUUAGUUGUAAAUUUGCUAAAUUGUUUCAGCGUACAUACUUCAAUGCUUGGAUAUAAAACUGAUCGUUAGACGUUAGCAAAUCUAGUAACCAUGGACGAAAGCAAGCUAUUUGUCCGCACAAUCGAGAGAAAUGACGGGCAGGAAAUAAACAUCAAUCAGUGUGAAGUAGGUGAUGUAGGUUGCGUGGUUUGGGAUGCUGCUAUUGUUUUGGCAAAAUACUUUGAGACCCCAGACUUCGAAAAUGGACACGCGUGGAGAAAUAAAUGUGUUGUUGAACUUGGAGCAGGUACUGGGGUGGUAGGACUAUUGGUGGCAAGUUACGGUGCUAAGACUAUUAUGACUGACCUGGCAGAGUUUGUUCCAUUAAUUGAGUACAAUAUAGACUUCAACAAAACCUUGUUUCAAAUGGAAGCUUCAGCAAAAACUUUGAAAUGGGGUGAGCCAACGGUUGAUACACCAGAAUACAGAAAUAUAGAUGUGGUCAUUGUGGCUGACUGCAUUUACUACGAUGAGUCCCUGGAACCCCUGGUGAACACCAUGUAUGACCUAUGUUCUAAAGACACGUUUGUAUACUGCUGUUAUGAGGAGCGGACCACAGGCAACAAACCUGAGCUACAGAGGAGAUUCAUGCAGUUAUCAUCUGAGAAGUUUGAAAUUGAGGAAAUACCUAUGAGUCAACAAGACCCAGUGUUCUGCAGCAAAGACAUUCACAUCCUUAAAAUGACCUUAAAGCCUUUGGAUACCUGAUUCCUUUGAAAUGCAGAAGAAUGGAGUUUAUGUAAUAACUAUGUGUCAAGGGUUUAUGGCCACAAAAAUGUAUAAUCUCAAACAUAGUAUCAGCUUAAAGUAUUGACAGAUUAGAAUGUUUGAGCUUUGGUACUUAUUACAUAAGUUGAUAAAGAUUCAAACUAUGAAAGAGCUUACAAAUGGUCAAAGUUAUGGGGCCAGGUUACAACAAGCUGAAAUUGUCUGGAAAAAAAUCGGUGGCAUUCAGAUGGAAGUCAGGUUCAGAAAAUUUGGGAGGAAAAUAAGAAAUGUUUACACAUAUGUGAGCAGGAUGGAUGAACUUUCCUAGUUUACAACAAAUAAAUUGAAAACUAAUUGGUGGACUUAAGGUUGGGAAACAGGAAAUUAAUAUGGUCACAUAUCCGAGCAUGAAAUAUUAUCUUUCCUAACAUUGUUAUUCUUGUUCAAAAGCUAACACUUUUAGAUGGAAUCUUGUGGCAUAAACAAUUUUUCCUGCAGGAUGCCUGUGUGUGUGCUGUCAUUAAAAACUGGCAUUUUCCUGACAGUCAUAGAUAAUCUUGCUGUUGAUAAAACCAUCUUCAGAUAUAAUUGUGUAAAAGGGUCAUAUAUGUUGUGUAUUAUGUUUACAUGUUUUAUGAAAUAAAUACAACUUGAUUUAGGAUGUUAUAAAUCAAUAAUCAAUCAUUCUGAGUUCUUUUGCAUGGGAAUGAUAAUAUAUUUUGAAUUCUGUUUUUGUAUUCUAGUUUGUUUGUCUUUGCAAAUCUGUUUUAUAUGUUAUUUCCAUUUUAAGCUUCAUCAUGCAAAAAACGGUUCUUAUGCAAUAUAGCCAGCAUAGCUCCACAUCUGACUGCGCAUCAGCGCUGUCUGGUCAGGAGCUAACCUUUGAACUAUAAAGUCACGAACAGUUUCAUGGUCUCGUAACAAGACCGGGUAGGUUGAGACCAAACCGCGCAGAUGCGCACACUGAUCGGAGCUAUGUAGGCCAUUUAUGGCAUAGCACCAAUUUUGCAAGACGCUGCUCAUUUGAAUUUAUCGUAAUAAGACUGUUAAUUUUUUAAAGUGAUUGAUCCAUAUACACUGCUGUCACUGUGAUAAAUUUGCCGUAUUGAAUUUAAGAUCUCUUAUUUCAAACAGGAUGUUAGACUGAAUUUUAACUAUUCAUUUAAUGAAGCUAAUAUAAAGAUUUGUGUGUGCUCUUUUGAAAUACAAAUACAUGGCACUUAAAGGCCUUGUCUAAGGAACAUUAAUCCUUUGCCCAUGUUUUAUUCCAGUAUGAAUUGCAGUUAUAAUACACAGUUUAUGUGCCACUAAAAAAUCGCUUAAUCAUAAUCUUUCCUCUCAGCCGACCAAGAAAUGGCUGUGCAGGAUUUUAAUAAUUAGCUUAUUAUGCCCCCCUUCGAAGAAGAGGGGGUAUAUUGCUUUGCUCAUGUCGGUCGGUCGGUCGGUAUGUCGAUCUGUCCACCAGGUGGUUUCCGGAUGAUAACUCAAGAACGCUUGGGGCUAGGAUCAUGAAACUUCAUAGGUACAUUGAUCAUGACCCGCAGAUGACCCCUAUUGAUUUUGAGGUCACUAGGUCAAAGGUCAAGGUCACAGGUGAAGGUCACAGUUACUGGAAAUAGGCAUUAUAAAUUUAUAAGGAUUUAGCAUGGUUCAAACAAGGGAAAAAACUACGGUUUAUGCAUGUUCUUUUUAUUACAGAUUUGCCUCCCUAUAAUUCUUUCAAAAUCUCAUUUUACAGCUGAGAUUCCAAAUCUGACCUGUAAAUGAGCCCCAUAUUUACUGCCAGUGCUAGGUUACCUUUUCCCAUUUGAUCAUUCUUAAGUAUUGGUAUUGUAAUGCUGCUACUGCUGCUGCUACUGCUACUGCUACUACUACUACUACUACUACUACUACUUCUACUACUACUACUACUACUACUAAUACUACUACUACUACUACUACUACUACUACUACUACUACUACUACUACUACUACUACUACUACUACUACUACUACUACUACUACUACUACUACUACUACUACUACUACUACUACUACUACUACUACUACUACUACUACUACUACUACUACUACUACUACUACUACUUCUACUACUACUACUACUACUACUACUACUACUACUACUACUACUACUACUACUACUACUACUACUACUACUACUACUACUACUACUACUACUACUACUACUACUACUACUACUACUACUACUACUACUACUACUACUACUACUACUACUACUACUACCACUGCUACCACCACUACCACCACCACCACCACCACCACAAAAAACGUAUUCACACAAUGGCUGCUACUACAACUUAUAGCCCAUAUAGGGGGGCAUGCAUGUUUUACAAACAGCCCUUGUUUAUUUCAGAAUUAUAUUGGGAUGUUCUGUAUUUAUUAGUGUUAUUGUUAUUAUCAUUAUAAUUAUUGUUAUAAUUAUUAUUAUCAUUAUUAUUGAUUAUUUAUGGUAAAAAAAACAUUUGCUGCUACUAUUUUACUGAACAAGAUUGUUUAAUUCUGUACUCAGUAUUUUGCUUUCCAUAAUAGUUUGCAUCAGACAAUUAGUGUACUAAAACAAAAACCUGUUAUGAAAAUUAAUUUUAAAAUGUGAAAUGGACUUUGAUGUAUGUCCGUUUGACAUGCCUCAUUUUGCUGUUCAUUGGACCUAAUUGUGAUGAUGCUCUUUUUAUAUGCUACCGGUAAUUAAUGAUAUUUGUAUUGUUAUUCAAAACAAGGAAAACAAUGUGGUCAGUGUAUGUACAUGGUUAUAUUAACCCUUUGCAUGCUGGGAAAUUUGUCGUCUGCUAAAAUGUUGUCUAAUUCGGUUACAGCACUGAAAGAGUUAAAGAAUAUUUAUGUUAAUUUUGUUUAAUUUGAUGGUAGGGAGAAAAAGCCCCAUAUAGUGUUCAUAUAUUUUAUUUUUUAGCAUAUUUCAUACUUUUUACCAGUUUCUCCGGCGUCAAUAAGCAUCACUUUAUGAUGUGUGUACUCACAAUAUACAGAAUAUUAAGUAGAAUAUAUAGAAGCCCUAUCCACAAUAAGAGAAAUUUAACUCUUUCAGUGCUGGAACCGAAUUUGAAAGCCUUUGCAAACAGUUUGGAUCCAGAUGAGACGCCACAGAACGUGGCGUCUCAUCAGGAUCCAAACUGUUUGCUAUUCUGAUAGUAUUCUUUGAAAAAAAAUCGAAGAAAAUGCUAAUUUUAAAAAUUCAGCAGACGACAUUUUAGCAGACAACAAAUUUCCCAGCAUGCAAAGGGUUAAGAUGUAUACGUGUGUCCAAUCUUCAGUUGUGGACAUGUUUAAAAGUAAGCGAUAGCUGUAGCCCAACGAAAUUAUGAUAUACCGGUUCAUACAUAAACUUAAACAAUACCGAACAGUUACUAACUGGAAUCAUUGUCGUAUAAGAAAAGAUGAAGAACAAAUGGAUGGGGUUUAAAAAAGCACAAAAGUGGCCUGUCGUAUAUUGCGUUUAGUACACAUACCAUCCAAAAAUUUAACUAUUUUGUUUUUAUAAAUAGCCGGGUGACCGAAAUUAUUAUUUUAGAGAACACAUAUUACUUAAAGUACUAAGUAUUGGUUUAACUAAUAAGCAUUAGUAAUUUGGGAACAAACAUUUUUCUAAAAAGUCUAUUUUGCAACAUAUAGCAAUAAUGAUAUCUAAUAAAUUAACAAAUAACUAUACCAUUUUUUUAUAUAGUUUCAACAAAACAAACAUAUACUGGACUUGUUAUGAUGCAAAGAAUAGAUAUACUGUCCUAUCCGAUAUGAUUCCAUACAAUCAAACUAAUGCGAAUCCGGCAUGCUGUUGAACUGCUUUUGGUGUUUAUUAGAGUUCGUUCCAUAAUUGUUUUGUAUUAAUUUCCUAAUAUAUACAAAAAACAAUGCCAUCAUUCCAAAUUAUUCCGUCAAUUGACGUUUGUCCCUUGCAUAAUGAAUCAUACACGAAGCUAUAUUUUCACCAUUUCGCACUCUGAUUUAUAGUGUUCAUGUGUUUUUUAACCCAUUUGUGCCUAGUGCACUCUCCCAUCCUUCUAAAUUGGAUCAAUUUGUUUCCAAAAUAAGGGAUGCCUAGUAUAUUUAUUUCUAUAUUUAGAAUAUUUCUUUCAGAAAUUCCUUUAAGCAAACAGCGCAGACCCUGAUGAGACGCCGCAUCAUGCGGCAUCUCAUCUGGGUCUACGCUGUUUGCCAAGGCCUUUUUUCUUGACACUAGGCAUAAAUGGGUUAAUCUAUGACCAAACGUUUACAAAUUAUCAUUUCGACAAUCUGUCAACAAGUAAUAUUUAUCCAGUGGCCUUAUAAGGCGGUCAAUGUCUGUAGAUUAGUUUCCAUCUUUAAAUGGUCGGAAAAGGGCACUUAACAGUUAGUCACUGUUUUACAUUUAUCAUCAAUAUCUAUCAAUUCCUUUCAUUAAGCGUUCAGCGAAUAAUAGUGAUGUAUUUAAUUGAUUAAAUGAUUACAAAUUUGUGGAGUAAAGUUUGACAAGGAUUAGACAUUUGUUUUUGUAGAUUUAAACAAAAUUAACAUGUUGCGGAAAUUACUGAUAUACAGUGUUUUAUGUAUCGGGUUCGUUCACCAGUGCACGGCGCUGGCAUGUUACAACUGUUCCUCACACACGUUGCCAGGAGACUGCGGAGACACCUUCCGGCUCCAGGCCAACAACAAAACCUACAUCCACGAGGAAUGCGAAUCCUGUGUCAAAAUCUACACAAAAGCAACUAAACUUUACGAGCGGAAGUGCAAACCCAAACGUCCCGACGGCUUCAACUUUACUGUCGGCUGCAAAUAUGACAACGAACGCAUCACGUGUCACUGUCACGAUAACUUGUGCAACGUGGCGGCUCGUGAUUUUAUGAGCUUUGCCCAUUUGUGUGUUUCUUGUGUGAUUUUAUUGUUUUCGAGUCUAUCCAAAUGAUCAUUCUUAAGAGCUCUACACGAUCCACAAACUUCACGCCGCAUCGGCAUUUCACAAAAUAACAAAUAAAAAAGAAAAAAAUGACUGCCUUUCAAUCAAUUGAUUAGAGUGUACGAACGCUUGAUAUUUUUAUUAGCAAUUUUGUUUGGUGAUUUUCCAUAAACGAUAUGAUAUUUAUAAUUUGAAUUUAAAAAGAUCUGCAGGUUCAGGUAGCAUUCAGAUACGUUUUGAAUAAAUUGCAUGUAAACAUAAUACUUAGUUUUCAAAAAAAGGAAUUGUGACGAUGAUAGCAAAAAAGUGUUUGGCGAAAAUGUGUUCCAAUUCUUUAGCUUUCUAGUAGUACAAAGAUUUCGUAUAAGUGAAAUUUAGUGACAAAUAAUAGGAUGAAUGUCUAAUCAAUUUUUUUACAAUAAUGUACCAUUGCACGAUGGAGCAGUAUAAGAAUCAAAAUUGUUGUUAUGUGUCUUGUUCUGUGAAAAUUUAGGCAAAAUGCAUGUGCGUAAAGUGUCGUCCCAGAUUAGCCUGUGCAGUCCGUCAGGGACUGACACUUUCCGCUUUAAUGGUAAUUUUCGUUUAAAGGGAGUCCCUUUUAACCGAAAAUCUAGUUUAAGCGGAAAGUGUCGUUCCUGAUUAGCCUGUGCGGAAUGCACAGGUUAAUCUGGGACGACACUUUACGCACAUGCAUCAUGCCCAGUUUUCUCAGAACAAGACACUUUAUGUUGCUAAUUUUAUAUAGUAUUUCUUUCUAUUUUUGUUUAUUGUUAAUUUUGAUUAAAACUUCAUCACACUU